Chara braunii is the source of this 4281-nucleotide messenger RNA. NCBI's taxonomy places the organism in Eukaryota, Viridiplantae, Streptophyta, Charophyceae, Charales, Characeae. The record is from the annotation of a GenBank genome assembly.
AGCAGCGACCAGUCGCCGCCGCCGAUGCAGGCUCUUCCAACACUGCCGACUGCCUCACCGCAUUGGAGAUGCGCGUCGGCUCCCUCCAGGACGGCGCACAGUUACAGCAGACCGCGACGCAACAAUUGCAGCAGCGGAUCUGCACUACCGCCACUACCUCGAGUCCGGAGCCACGCGAGACAACUCCAAAGUUCGAUGGGCAGGAGAUCUUCUGCGACUCAAUGAAGACAGAUCCGAUUCCAUGGUUUCGCAAGUUCGAGCUCACGCUGCAGCUCCACAACGUCAAGGAACUCAAGCACCAAGCAUACUUGUACUCUCGCUCAGGGGGCGGGUGUCAGGCUUGGUUGGACAACCUGUUGUCCAAGUACGGAGUGGUAGCCAACGACUUGCACACCAAGAUCAGUUGGGAUGAUUUGAAGGCGGCGUGGCACAAGCGGUUCCAGGUGGAGCCGUCGGAGAUCAAAGCCAUGGACAAGCUCAUGGUCUUCGAGCAAGGYACGCUGCCGAGUACGGACUGGAUCGCCGAGUACCAACGCUUGACGUCAGUCCCAGACAUCCAGAUGGGCUUCAAGGCCAUCCGCCAUUACUUCAUCUCAAGGUCAUGUCCGACAUUAAGCAAUGCCCUGACUCAUGUCGAGGACACCUUGACGACGACGGCGGAGUUGUUCGACAAGGCUGCGCAGAUCAUUAUCACGAACAAGGAGGCCAAGAACCUCCGUUCAUCUGUGUCACGCCCGAGCAGGGACCAGCAUCGGCCAAGAGUGGCCGUGGUCGCAACGGCAGCGCCGUUGGACCAAACCAGUGAGGCUGUGUCUGCCAGUGAAGGGGACAGAUUCGCAGCCGCCCGGGAAGACGCAGGGUUGCCCAUUGAAAGGCAAGGGCAGACAGGAAAACUGAGCACCGUCGAGAGUGACUCGACGACACUCUCGACGCCUUCGGAACCGGUUUCUUCGCGAGUAACCGGCCUUCAUUCUGAGGCGCACGCGGAAGUCGAUAGUCCCCCUCUUCUACUUUCUUUUGAGGACUAUGCUGCCUGGCUCGUUCCUACGCUGGGUACUCAAGCUCAAGGACAAGGAGUGUGUGCGGUUUCUUCUCCAUCCGACAACGGCAACAUAUCGUCUUCAAGUGGUUCUUCACGGGAUUCGGCACGCGAGUUCAACAUAGAGGCAUUGGACCCGCUCACGUCUGAGGACUUUGCAUGGCUUCCUCUUCCGACCACAGGCCGCUUGCCGGGACCGCAAUGCACAGCACUUAGCGCUCAUCUCCACACUUACCUUUCCUUCUAUGCACCACCAACUUCGCCGACGGAUGACGAAGUCGCGGUGGGGGACAUCUUGGCAUAUACUACCAAGGUGGCCCGCGAGUUUCGCACGCAGCGGUACGAUGACAACAACGCACCGCUCGUGUAUGUCCGCAUUCAGGUUGGGCAAGCGUCCUGCAGCGCUUUGCUGGAGAGCGGCGCGUCUCGCAACUUCAUGAGCCAGUCCUUUAUGCAAAUGGUUGGCCUUGGCGCACAAGUUCGGAGGAAGGCAAACCCGACAGCGAUCAAGUUGGCGGAUGGAAAGACACAACAACUCCUCGACCGUUACAUCGAGGCCGUACUGGUCUACUUCGCACCUCAUGCAUGCGAACCGGUAACAUUCGAUAUUCUCGAUACGGACUUCGACAUCAUUCUGGGAAUUCCUUGGCUUGCAAGUGCGGAUCACACGAUCAACUUCCACCGGCGGACUCUUAGCGUCCGCAACGCCUUCGGCGCGAAAGUGGCGUGUACUAUUCCUCUACCGCACCCUUCGAUCCGGUGCCAAGUGGUGACGGCCAAAUCAUUCCGGGCGACUUGCGCUUACGAGCAGCCCGAGGAGAUUGACCUAUGUUUUCUACGGACCGUCACGGUAGCCGACUCUUCACCCACAGACUUGUCUUCGGACCCCCGUGUGGUACGGUUGCUGGACGAGUUCGCCAAUAUCUUCGAGUCUCCUACCGGUGUGGUGCCGGAUCGGCCGAUCUCUCACGAGAUCAUUCUUGAGGCCGGUGCUGUGCCGCCGAAAGGUUGCAUCUAUCGGAUGAGCGAGGAGGAACUUGAGGUCCUCCGUGCACAACUCGACGAUUUGUUGGCCAAGGGCUGGAUCCGCCCGAGUAGCUCCCCAUAUGGAGCACCAGUUCUCUUCGUCGGGAAGAAGAACAAGGAUCUACGAUUGUGCGUCGACUUCCGCAAGCUCAACGCGCAAACCGUAAAGAAUGCAGGGCCUCUUCCUCGCAUCGACGAUCUUGUCGAGCGGCUGGGCAGUGCCAAGUAUUUUUCCAAGUUGGAUUUGAAAUCAGUAUAUCAUCAAAUCUCGAUUCAGCCGAAUGAUCGCUAUAAAACCGCAUUCAAGACGCGGUACGGGCAUUUUGAGUGGGUGGUCAUGCCUUUUGGCCUCACCAACGCCCCGACGACAUUCCAGGCGGCGAUGACCAAUGAGUUCCGUGCAAUGUUGGACCGGUUCGUGCUGGUCUACUCAGACGAUAUUCUCUACAAGGCCAACCGCGACAAGUGCGAAUUUGUCCGGCAAGAGCUGGAAUACUUGGGCCAUUUUGUCACACCGGAGGGCAUCAGUCCGAUAUCGGACAAGAUUCAGGCCGUCCAAGAGUGGCCGGAGCCUUGGAACGUCACGGAUGUCCGCUCGUUCCUCGGUCUUACCGGCUACUAUCAGCGCUUCAUCAAAGGCUACUCCAAGAUCGCGGCCCACUUGAACAAGCUUCAGUGCGAGGAUCGGCCGUUUGACUUUGGAGAGGAGGCGCGGGGAUCAUUCCUCGCUCUCAAAGCCGUGCUAUUGUCUGCGGAGAUCUUGCGGAUAUACGACCCGCUCGCGCCUACACGUGUCACUACGGAUGCGUCAAGCUAUGGCAUUGGUGCAGUCCUCAAGCAACAUGAUGGUGUGGACUGGCACCCGGCCGAGUACUUCAGCAAGAAAGUGCCACUCGUGCAUUCCAUUGACGAUGCACGCAAGAAGGAGCUCCUCGCCUUCGUCCACGCGCUCAAGCGGUGGCGGCACUUCCUCCUUGGUCGAAGCCAAUUUUGCUGGGUGACGGACAACAAUCCGUUGGUCUUCUACAAGACCCAAGACAUCGUCAACAGCACCAUCGCUCGAUGGAUGGCUUUCAUCGACCAGUUCGACUUCUUUCCCGAUCACAUUCCCGGGAAGUCGAACCGUUUUGCAUAUGCUCUUUCACGGCGUCCGGAUCAUUGUACCGCGGUCUACUCAACCUUCGAGAUCGAUGACGACCUGCGGAACACUUUCAGCCGCGGCUACCAAGCCAACCCCGAGUUUCGCGACAAGUACGCGAAUUGCUCCUCUCCUACUCCGGCUCCUUCUCACUACCGGAUCCAAGAGGGGUACUUGCUUGUCCACACGCGGGGGAAGGACCUUCUUUGCGUACCAAGUGAUCCUCAAUUGCGUACACGGCUUCUUGGCGAGUUCCACGAUGCUCCCUCCACCGGACACUUUGGAGUCAAUCGCACGAUUGGCCGACUUCGCCAGCGAUUUCGGUGGUCUGGCCUUCUUGGCGACGUCACGCGCUAUUGCGAGUCAUGCGAGGUUUGCCGACGCUGCAAAUCCCGCAACCAUCGUCCGUACGGCGAGUUACGACCAUUGCCAGUCUCGUUGAGGCGAAGGGAAGCGAUUGCCAUGGACAUUACCGGCCCGUUCCCCAAGCACAAGACCGGAGUGGAUGGGAUUCUUACGGUGGUUGACCGACUCACCAAGUUCGCCAUGUUUUUACCUUGUUGCUAUCAUGCGAAGGCACCGGAGUUGGCCGAGGUUCUUUACGCCGGUUGGAUUCGAACCAAGGGUUACCCCAAGGCGAUCGUCUGCGACCGCGACACUCGGUUUAUGUCCGAUUUUUGGUUGGCGCUCAUCAAGCGAUGGGGCUCAUCUCUCAAGCCCUGUUCAGCUCGCCACCCUCAGACCGAUGGCCAGACGGAGAGGGCGCAUCAGACCGCACAGGUUCUUCUUCGCACUCUCAUCCGCCCUGACCAGAAAGACUGGGUUGAGCGACUGCCGGACGUCGAGUUGGCCUACAACUCUUCCAUCCACCCGGCUAUUGGGAUAUCACCCUUCGAGUUCGAGCGCGGCUCGCCGGUCACGUCACUAUUACUCCACACACGGCCGAGAGCGAUGACCAUCUUCUUUUCUUGCGUCGGAUGCAAGAGCUUCUUGUCAAGGCACGCGACCACAUGGCUAAGACGCAACAGCGCAUGAGCCAGCAGGCCAAUCGCCAGCGUCUUCCUUGUCCAUUCCGCGU